This is a messenger RNA of Olea europaea var. sylvestris, 1031 nucleotides long. RefSeq lists its product as uncharacterized. Gene Ontology annotation, cellular component: RNA polymerase I transcription regulator complex. Gene Ontology annotation, biological process: transcription by RNA polymerase I. The transcript is spliced from 4 exons. The record is from RefSeq and is a predicted model, not a curated record. Lineage: Eukaryota; Viridiplantae; Streptophyta; Magnoliopsida; Lamiales; Oleaceae. The coding region runs from base 132 to 839 and encodes 235 amino acids.
GCCCCUACAAUUAUUGAUUGAGUACUUGUUUUCCAAUUCAAGCAGUCAAUUCUUUUUUCUUUUUAAUUACAACAGUUUCUGGAUUUGUCUAAAACACAACCUCCGAAUUUCCAUCUUUGUUAUUUUGGCAGAUGCUUCUUCUUGGAGAUCGGGUCAACGAGGCCCUUGAUGAACUUGAAAAAUCAUUUAAAAUUUCAGAUACAGUACUCCAGUUAAGAUUGAAAGCUGCUCUCUUGGAGCAUUUUAAUGGCAUAUACAAUGUGAAACUCUGUACAUGCUUUGAGGACAUCUUAAAGAAGGAUCCAACAUGCAGCAACUCGUUGGCUAGACUUGUUGUCAUGCAUCAACGAGGGGAUUACAACACUGAAAAACUUGCAGAAAUGAUAGCCUUACACUUAGAUGCUACAUAUGCAAAAUCUGACACGUGGAAGGAAUUAGCAUCUUGCUUCUUGAGACUUCGUCUGUGUGGAGAUGAUAGAAUGUCGUGUUCUAAUGGAAAAGAUGGGCACAAUCAAGCUUCCUUCUGUCAUUCUAACCAGAUUCUUGAUAUAUCUACUAACAGUGCAUCUGGGAAAAACUGGAGGCUCCGUUGCAGAUGGUGGCUUAAUCGCCAUUUCAGCCACAGCAUUCUCCUGUCGGAUAUUGCUACUGGUGAUUUGGAGCUUUUAACUUACAAAGCUGCAACAGCUUCACAUCUCUACGGACGGGAGUUUAAAUUUGUUAUUAAGGCUGCCGAGUAUCUGGAGAAGGAAAAUAUUAUGGAACUCUAUUCUUACCUGCAUAUGCACAUUAUGAAUUCUGUUGGUUUUUAUUUCAAUAUGAAGAGAGAUAAUUCUUAGUAAGAAAGUUUGCUCUCUUGCUUGUAACUUGUAUUUUGAUGGAGGUAAAGUUCCCAUGGAAUCAUUGUACAAGUUUCUUUGGGACAUCAGAGGACUAGAAGCCUAAGUUUUUGUUAAUGUUAGCUCGAAAACCUGCACGAAAGUACUUUUGAAUGUGUAUUUUAUACUUGCAGUCAAGCAGGCUUUAUUUUA